AUGAUACUACAAAAACAACUACUACUACUACUUUUCUCUAUAAUUCAUUCAACUAUUGCAAAUGUUGAAACAUUACAUUUUGAAAGUGCUUGUUUACAACAAACAAAUUUAGUACAUUUAAAUCUUCGUUGUUCUCAAUAUGAACAUAUACAAGUUAUACGUGUUAUAUAUGGUUAUACAAAACAACCAUUAUUAGACGAAUGUCAUUUUAGUAUAUAUGAUUGUAUACAAGAAGGUUCAAGUCAUAAUAUUUUAUCAUGCAAUGGUAAACAAACUUGUUUAAUAAAUUUAACAAAAAAUGAAAUGCUUUCAUCAUCAAUAACAACACCUGGUGUACCUAAUUGUCCAGAUUUUAAUUAUAUACAAGUUAAUUUUGGUUGUAUACCUGAUUCAAAAGAUAUUUGUGAUAGUUGGAAAGAUGAAGGAUCAAUUAUUCAUUUAAGUCAUACAUAUUCAAAAGAUCGAACAUAUAAUCGUUGUCAUUGUAAAAUACGUUCAUCAAUGACAAAUGGACAAGUUUUACUUCAUGCACGUGAAAUAAAUCGUGAACAUGAUUUAUAUAAAUCAUUUAUAUAUCCAAAACAAUUAAAUUUAGAUUGUAAACAAACGACAUAUUUAGAAAUAGCAAUAAGUCGUCAUGAAAGAAAAUGUAUAGAUAUGUUACCAACAAAUAAUAUUGCUUUAUUUGGUUCUGGUUCACAUAAUUUUACAUUAGGUUAUGUUAAAAAUGAUCCGUUUUCCGAAUUAUUUUUUUAUUUGGAAUUAAAAGCAAGUCCUAUGAAAAAAGAUCAUAAUGUACAAAUUAUUUGUAAUUGGGCAAGACGUAAAACAACAACAAUAGAACCAGUGACGACAGCAAUACUAAGUUCAACAAUUCCAGUUCGAAAAAAAACAAAAGGAACAACAAUUAGUAUGGAAAGUGGAGUAAAAUCAAGUCGUAUUGAUCUUAUUCGACAUAAACCUAUAAUUCAUAAUGAUGUUGAAGAUACGACUAAUAUUCCAGAUGAAGAAGAAGAAGGGGAAGGAGAAGAGACAGAGGAAGAACCAGUAGAAGUAGAAGAAGAAGAAGAUUUAACAAGUACUAUUCCAGUAAAAUUAUUGAAAACUAAAAGACCAAAAUCUAGAAAAACUACUAAAAUAACAACAACAACAACCACGAUUGAAACAACUGUAGUAACAUUAUCUGAUGAAGAUGAAGAAUGGACACGUAUUUUAGCCAAUGCUAAAAUUGAUUCACAAGUACCUACACAAUUAGUUUCAAUAAAUAAUCGAACAUUUGCUACUGCAGCUCAAGCAUCAAUAAUAACAUCGGAUCAAAAACUUCGUCAUUCAACAUCUAAUAAUCUUCUUAUCAUUCUUCUUGUUAUUAUAUGUCUAACAUUUAUAAUACUUAUUAUCUAUUGUCUUAAAAUUAAACAACCUGGUUGUAUACAACGUUUAAAAACAAAUACAAAUGUUGCAUUUCUAUUUUGUUGUGAAGCUGGUAAACUUUUAUUUCGUUCACCGAAUGAAUCACAUCGUCAAUCACAUACAAUAUCAAAUACACCAACAAGUACAAUAGGAAAUCGUCAUCGUCAUCGUCACCGUCAUAAUCGACCUUCACCACCAUCAAUGCCUGAUUAUCAAUCAAGUGAAUACUAUGUGGAUGAAACAGGAAAUACUUGUCGUACAACACAAAGUAUCUAUGAUGGCGGCGGCGGUAGUGGUCAUGGCGGUGAAAAAUCAAUUUAUAGUAUCGAUUAUGACGAAGAAGAAACAGAAUAUACGACUAAAUAUGAUCGACAUCAUGAAGGCGGCAGUUGUUAA
Messenger RNA from Adineta steineri, 1806 nucleotides. The record is from the annotation of a GenBank genome assembly. NCBI's taxonomy places the organism in Eukaryota, Metazoa, Rotifera, Eurotatoria, Adinetida, Adinetidae.